CAGUUAAGGAGAGGCGGGCGGGACUGAAGCAGAGCCCGAGAACGGGGUUGGAGGUCCCAGGGUCCCGGGUUGGUGGGGGUGGAGCAGCACUUCAUCGCCGCUAGGAUGCUGGGACUCCGGCCGCAGUGCCGCCACCAUCAUGGACUUCCUGUGGGACAAGCGCACGGGCCUGGCCGCCAGAAAGAUGCCUCAUCCUCAAAGGUACCAUUCCUCAGAGCGAGGCAGCCGGGGGAGUUACUGUGAACACUAUCGGAGCCGAAACAAGCAACGAAGAAGCCGUUCCUGGUCGAGUAGUAGUGACCGGACACGACGGCGCCGGCGAGAGGACAGCUACCAUGUCCGGAGGAGGUGCAGCCGGACAUUUAGCCGCUCGUCUUCGCAGCACAGCAGCCGGAAAGCCAAGAGUGUAGAGGACGACGCUGAGGGCCACCUCAUCUACCACGUCGGGGACUGGCUACAAGAGCGAUAUGAAAUCGUCAGCACCUUAGGAAAGGGGACCUUCGGCCGAGUUGUACAAUGUGUUGACCAUCGCAGGGGUGGGGCUCGAGUUGCCCUGAAGAUCAUUAAGAAUGUGGAGCAGUAUAAGGAAGCAGCUCGACUUGAGAUCAACGUGCUGGAGAAAAUCAACGAGAAAGACCCUGGCAAGAACCUCUGUGUCCAGAUGUUUGACUGGUUCGACUACCAUGGCCACAUGUGUAUCUCCUUGGAGCUUCUGGGCCUUAGCACCUUCGAUUUCCUCAAAGACAACAACCACCUGCCCUACCCCAUCCACCAAGUGCACCACAUGGCCUUCCAGCUGUGUCAGGCUGUCAAGUUCCUCCAUGAUAACAAGCUGACACAUACAGACCUCAAGCCUGAAAAUAUUCUGUUUGUGGAUUCAGACUAUGAGCUCACCUACAACCUAGAGAAGAAGCGACAUGAGCGCAGUGUGAAGAGCACAGCUGUGCGGGUGGGAGACUUUGGCAGUGCCACCUUUGACCAUGAGCACCAUAGGACCAUUGUCUCCACUCGCCAUUACCGAGCACCAGAAGUCAUCCUUGAGUUGGGCUGGUCACAGCCUUGUGAUGUGUGGAGUAUAGGCUGCAUCAUCUUUGAGUACUACGUGGGCUUCACCCUCUUCCAGACCCAUGACAACAGACAGCAUCUAGCCACGAUGGAAAGGAUCUUGGGUCCUAUCCCUUCCCGGAUGAUCCGAAAGACAAGAAAACAGAAAUAUUUUUACCGGGGUCGCCUGGAUUGGGAUGAGAACACAUCAGCUGGGCGCUAUGUUCGUGAGAACUGCAAACCGCUGCGGCAGUAUCUGACCUCAGAGGCAGAGGAAGACCACCAGCUCUUCGAUCUGAUUGAAAGCAUGCUAGAGUAUGAACCAGCUCAGCGGCUGACCUUGGGUGAAGCCCUUCAGCAUCCUUUCUUCGCCCGCCUUUGGGCUGAGCCACCCAACAAGUUGUGGGACUCCAGUCAGGAUAUCAGUCCGUGACCAUCAGGCCCUGGGCCUCCCUGCAUCUUUUAUAGCAGUGAGUGUCCAGUCCAGGACAUUGGUGCUUUUUUAUAAAAGAGAACAGAGCCAGAGUUCACUCCUUCCUGCUGGUUCUCUAUAUACCUGUGAAUAUGUGAAACAGUAAAUAUGAAAGAACUUGUACCUAUCACUUCAA
Messenger RNA from Pan troglodytes (chimpanzee), 1652 nucleotides. RefSeq names its product dual specificity protein kinase CLK2-like. NCBI's taxonomy places the organism in Eukaryota, Metazoa, Chordata, Mammalia, Primates, Hominidae. Gene Ontology annotation, cellular component: nucleus. Gene Ontology annotation, biological process: regulation of RNA splicing; peptidyl-tyrosine phosphorylation. The record is from RefSeq and is a predicted model, not a curated record. Gene Ontology annotation, molecular function: protein serine/threonine kinase activity; ATP binding; protein tyrosine kinase activity.